Molecule: messenger RNA, 7358 nt
Organism: Notothenia coriiceps (black rockcod)
Lineage: Eukaryota; Metazoa; Chordata; Actinopteri; Perciformes; Nototheniidae
Product: membrane-associated phosphatidylinositol transfer protein 2
Exons: 25
Coding region: 762-4607 (1281 amino acids)
Biological process (GO): phospholipid transport
Cellular component (GO): cytoplasm
Molecular function (GO): phosphatidylinositol transfer activity; phosphatidylinositol binding; phosphatidylcholine intramembrane carrier activity
Source: RefSeq, a predicted model, not a curated record
UUGAGGAGUGACAACUUCCCAUGGCGGGUGCUUCUCAUCUGUUUGCCCCUCUCCCUCCCCGGUUCUGUGGACGGUAGAUGGACCUCCGCUGCACGGAGCUCACAACCGGUUACCGUUUUACCGCCAGGAAGAACCCGACGGACCGCCAACUCCCGCGACGUUUGGCAGGAUAUUCAAGGACAUUUUAAACGUUACCAUAGCUACUUCGGCCUUUUUUCUGUCGGUUCAGGAAAUCCAGCGUGUGGUUCUCCGGUGCAACGAUGGGGCCAUAUUUUGUAAACACUGGCAGAAAGGGCGGCUGAUAGCGUGUUAACACACUCCGGAUGAUGAUGUGUGUGUCAUCUCUACAUGUCGUACCCACACCCCUUCCUCUGCUGAAGGGCCAUCACAUGCACACGGCGACGUAAAGGAAAUUAGCUGCUGACUUUCGAUGCGUUCAUCUCAAUCAUGGCAUCGUUUCCAAAACUCAUCUAGUGGAGCUGAAAGAACACCGUGUUACAGGUGAAAGUAGUGACCCCCUUACAAACGCGGAGAAAAGGCUGGGGAACUUUUGCUUUUCCGGGUGUGUGUUUAAUCUGGAGGUGCAUCAGCUGCAGGAACCGUCAAUGUGGUCUUCAGCUGGUGAUUUGACAAGUCACCUAUAGGAUCCCCUCCGAGUCUCUCCUGUCUCCUCUCCCCCUCCCUUCCCUCUGCCCCUCCCUCCCCCCUUCCCUUGUCAAUCUUCUCCCCGAUCCCUCUAUCCCCCUCCUCCAAAAUUCACCAUGCUUAUCAAGGAGUACCGCAUCCCCAUGCCCAUGAGUGUGGAGGAGUACCGCAUCGCUCAGCUCUACAUGAUCCAGAAAAAGAGCCGAGAAGAGAGCUGUGGUGAGGGCAGCGGGGUGGAGAUCCUGGAGAAUAAACCCUACACAGAUGGGCCGGGUGGGACGGGCCAGUACACCCACAAAGUUUACCACAUUGGCAUGCACAUUCCCAGCUGGUUCCGCUCCAUAUUGCCCAAAGCAGCACUGAGGGUGGAAGAGGAGUCCUGGAACGCCUACCCUUACACCCGCACCAGAUACACUUGCCCCUUUGUUGAGAAGUUCUCCAUUGACAUUGAGACCUACUACAAACCAGACACAGGCAACCAAGCCGAUGUCUUCAACAUGUCUGCAGUAGAAAGGAGGCAGAGGAGUAUUGACCCAAUUGACAUAGUGACAGAUCCCAUCCCCCCCCAUGAGUACAAAGCAGAGGAGGACACACGGCUCUACCACUCAGCCAAGACCCAGAGGGGUCCUCUGCUGGACGACUGGAUAGAAGAGUACAACAACAACCCAGGGAUGAGCCCCAUCAUGUGUGCCUACAAACUCUGCAAGGUGGAGUUUCGCUACUGGGGCAUGCAGUCAAAGAUCGAGCGCUUCAUCCAUGAUGUUGGACUGAGGAAGGUGAUGGCGCGCGCCCACCGGCAGGCCUGGUGCUGGCAGGACGAGUGGUACGGUCUGACGAUGGAGGACAUCCGGCAGCUGGAGCUGGAGACACAGCUGGCCCUCGCCACCAAGAUGGCCCAGUUCAGUCAGGCUGAGGAGGCCGCCGAGGCCAACGGGGGGGCGCCGUCUCCAGACAAAGAGCAGGAGGCUAAAGAGGCCAUCAGCUCCAUCGAAGCGGAGGAGGUGGUGGUGAGCUCAGGAGGAGAGACUCUGCAGCCCCGAGGCGUUCUCACCAAGCAGUGGUCCACUUCCUCCAGAUCCUCCCGCUCAUCCAAGAGAGGAGUGAGCCCAUCACGUCACAGCAUCUCAGAGUGGAGGAUGCAGAGCAUAGCGCGAGACUCCGAAGACAGCUCGGACGAGGAGUUCUUCGACGCUUAUGAGGAUCUGUCAGACAACGAAGACGCCCUGCCGAAGGAAAUCACCAAGUGGAACUCCAACGACCUCAUGGACAAGAUUGACGCUGCAGACUCAGAGGAAACUCCUGGUGAGCUGUUCAAGGAAAUGACAGUGGAUUAUGAAAGAGCAACCAGUGAGGAAAGACUAGACGAGGAGAGCUCGUCAGCACAGUGUCUGCAGCCUUCCAAGAUCCACGUGCUGAUCCUGGUUCUGCACGGAGGAAACAUCCUGGAUACGGGCGGAGGCGACCAGAACAGCAAGCAGGCCGACGUCAACACCAUCAGCACGGCGUUCGAGGCAGUGAUGCGCCUUCACUACCCCGCUGCGCUGGGACGCAUCGCCAUCCGCCUGGUGCCCUGCCCGGCCAUCUGCGCCGAGGCCUUCUCCCUGGUGUCCAACCUGAGCCCAUACAGCUACGAUGAGGGCUGUCUGUCCAGCAGCCAGGACCACAUCCCACUGGCAGCGCUCCCCCUCCUCGCCACCUCCGCCCCGCAGUACCAGGACGCCAUGGCCACCGUCAUCGUCAGGGCCAACCAGGUGUACUCAGACUUCUUAAAGUCUCUGGAAGGGGCAGCCUUCUCCGGCCAGGUUUGCCUGAUUGGAGACUGUGUGGGAGGGAUCUUAGGUUUUGAUGCACUUUGCAGCAGCAACCAGACGGUGAACGAGAGCCAGAACAGCAGCCGCAGGGGCAGCCUCGUCAGUGUGCAGGACCAGGACCUCCUCUCUCCCGGCAUCAUUGUGAACAGCGUGCAAGGCUCGGCCUCUCCCACCCUGGAGAGCAGCCGCCACCUGAGCCGGAGCAACAUCGACAUCCCUCGGUCCGGCUCAGGAGACGACGCCAAGAGACAACUGCCCCGCAAGAGGAGCGACUCCUCCACCUACGAGCUGGACACCAUAAAACAGCACCAUGCCUUCCUCACCAGCUUACACUCCAGUGUUCUGCGGAGUGAUGCGGUGUCGCGCAGGUCGAGCAGCAGCACGAUGCUGGAUGGCAGCUCUCUGGGGAGGUUCGACUUCGAGGUGUCCGACUUUUUCCUGUUCGGCUCUCCACUGGGCUUGGUCCUCGCCCUGAGGAAGACCGUCAUUCCUAUGCUGGAUGUGGCCCAGCUGCGUCCCGCCUGUCAGCAGGUCUACAACCUGUUCCACCCGGCGGAUCCUUCGGCCUCCCGCCUGGAGCCUCUGCUGGAGAGGAAGUUCCACCUGCUGCCUCCCUUCAACGUGCCCCGCUACCAGCGCUUCCCCCUGGGAGACGGAAACUCUGCCCUCCUGGUGGAGACAGUCCAGAGCAACGCUCAGCUGCUGCUUGACAGCGGGCCUCCCUUGUUGUCCCUUCGCUGUCAGGAGACCAUCAGUGAGACCUGCAUCCCUGUGCCGAUGCUAAACUGGCAGGAGGGCUGCCUCAAAGCCACACCCGCCACUAUGGAGUCGGAUGUUGUUCAGUCUCAUGGUGGUGUCUUCAUGGACAGUUCGUACCCCUCAUCCCCCGUAACGGGCCCCCUCUCCCGGGGCCAGCGGAGGGCCAGUGAGGUCAGCAUGGCCAGCCAGGUCUCAGGAAUGGCAGACAGUUACACUGCCACCAACAUAGCCAACACCAAAUCAUGCCAAAUUAACCAAUCCAAAAUAAUUGGCCUUUUGUCCCAACUCGCGCUUUCAUCACAAAACAAAUUGUUCCUGAGAAGUCCUCCAAAUUCCCGUAAGAAAGUGGAGUCUGGCGAUGCCGCAGGGUCUCCUGACGCAGAUCUAGCGUCAGAGCAGGACAGUGAGGCCGACAGUAGUGAAAGUAUAAAUCCCACCGGCAAGUACGAGAACUGCCUCUCACCCGGACUGGACUUUGCUAUAUCUGACCUGGUCUCACUGGACUCCCAGGCUGAAGUGGACCAAGUGGCGGCACGUUGGUGGGGCACGAAGCGGCUGGACUUCGCCCUGUACUGCCCCGACGCCCUGACUGCUUUCCCCACCGUGGCUUUACCGCAUCUCUUCCACGCAUCGUACUGGGAGUCCACUGAUGUUGUGUCUUUCCUCCUGAGACAGGUCAUGAGGCAUGAAAACUCCAGCAUCCUGGAGCUCGACGGGAAAGAAGUGACAGAAUUCACCCCCUCUAAACCCCGGGAGAAGUGGCUCCGCAAGAGGACUCACGUGAAGAUCAGGAACGUGACUGCCAACCACCGUGCGGUUGACCUCCAUCAGAACCCGCCUCCCUCAGGUAGAUGGAUUUACUUCGACCAGAGGACCAACAGUAGUGGCCGUGUGCUAUUUGUCGUCCCGGAUGACAAACCAACCUGCGCCCGCAGCGUCUUGCUCUGCUACCGGCACCCCCUCAACACGACUCUAUUCGGUCGGUGCCUGGGCGUUGAAUGGAGGUUCCUGGGGACGAAGACGUUCAUCACAGAGGGGUAUGCGGCUCAUCUGUCCCAGCUGGAGUACAGCCACCGCUCUCGACCCGCUAAGUCCAGCACGGCGCGCAUGGUGCUACGUAAGGGAAGCUUCGGCCUGGGCGCUAACAGCGACUUCCUGCGAAAGAGGAAGCACCUGCUGCGCACCAUCUCCUCGCAGCCGGCCCCCAGCUCCCCGACGGGCAGCGUCCACAGCCGGCCCGAACGCACCCAGAGCCAAUCGGACGGCGAGCGGCUGGAGAGCGCUCACAGCUACGGGCCGGGGGGAGCGCAACGCAGCAUGAGCAUCACCGCCAACUGCUGGGGGCGCAGCAGCAGCACCAAGAUGGAGCCCGCCAUCCUCAGCCCCAAGUGACACUGAGAGGGGGUCAUAAUACAGGAGGAAGACUAAUGCAAAGACUGAGGAACACUGGGGUUGGAGACGGGUCAAUGCCACAAUGAACACAAUAUGUGCUACAAACCACUGUUUAUGACCUAAUGCCAGUCACACUCUACACAGAUAUUUAUGAACAGAGGCUUUAUUUAUUACACAACACACACACACAACUCAACAGGCAUUUCAAGGAGCAACUUCCUGAAACAGGGACAAACACAAAAGACUUACCGCUUAUAUUGUUCAGAUCCAGACUGUUUCUACUCUCGAUUUAUCAGUCUAUUAAAGUCUGUACAACAGGCUUUUAGACUGAAGAUGGUUACAGAUACAAGCACCCCAAUGCUGUAUUCUAGCAAACAAGACAAAGUGGUUACAGACAGCCUGUAUCAGGUGUCAGUGCUGAUACUGUAACCAACUACUGCCACAGCAAGCACAGCAAUUCAUAUAGAGAUCAACUUUGUGCUUAAUAGUUUUAAAGAUAUGUUGUUUUUAAUGUGAUAAUCAGAUAUGUUCACGUCUGGGAGCAGAGCUGAGAAUCAGGCAAAACUGGAUUGAAUGUCUGACCAAACACAUCCAAUCAUUAAGCCAACACUUUUAGGAAGACCAUUUUUUUUUUUAAAUCUCUUUUGCUGUGUAAGCCAACGUGAAAUCAUUGAAUCAACUUGUUGCAUUUAUAAGCAGUCCAGUUUUGCUUGUUUUCUGGCUGCCCCUCAGACCAAAGAACCAUCGAAAUAACUCAUGAAGCCAAACUGCGAAAUGACCCUUUAACUACGGCUGCAGCUGAAACCUUUCCUGGGAUUUUAUAACAUUUCACCACAUCUCGACCACGCCGCUGCUGAACCUUCGGAAAUGUGCGACUCAGCACUUGUACGGUUAAACGUGCCAAAGCGAACCGUGUAGAACGAUAUGCUGCACACGAACAGAGAGGAAACGAUUAAGGUGUACAAAUGGAUUGUGUAAGUAUGUAUUUGAAUGGCUUGUACAUAUUGCUUUACUACAGUGCAGAUCUGGUAUCUGGGCCACUGAAGACCAGCUUCAAGUGUCUUCUUUACUCCGGGGGGGGGAACACCUUCUCAUUCAGGAUUCACUUCAAUGAUGAUAGUUGUUGUUAUUUAUGAUUAUGGAUAUUUUAAACAUGUAUUGAUUUUGUGAACCAAGUGUGUUUUUAGAUUACUUUUAGCUACGUUGUGUUUUUAUCUUUCAUUCUUAAAUAGUUCGGUUGCAGCAGCCAAAACUCAGAGGUCUUUGCCUGGCAGUGGCACAGUAUUUUUAUUAUUUCAUCCUGCAGAUCACGAGAACAGAAUCAACAGAACUGCCAUCUUGUGUCAUAUAUUGUAUGUUAAUUAUACUUUUUGGAUAUUUGGAAUAUGGCUUUUCUCUGGUUAUCCCUAAGCUGUAAAUGAGGCGUUGAAUGUGCUCUUAGGUAAUCCUCCUUAGGUUCUGCUGCGCCGUUAGAGGGAGAAGCUAAUUGUAAAUUCUGUACAAUACGCUGUCAGGAGUAGGAACACAGAACUCAGACUGUGUCACGCUGUUCACCUUUUAUUUCCGAAACACAUUUGUGAUUUAUUCAUUCAAAUGACGGUUAUUUUCCCCUCAAAUAGACCAGUAGAGAGCUGACUGCGAUGGACCAAUAUGGACUCAAACGUAAGGGAAACGUGCAAUAUUUCUCAACCACAAGACCAAACAGACUGUGUUGAGGAAGUGUCGCAACGCAUUGACAAUCAGAUCAACAGGCACAUAUUCUAUAGAGAUUACAUUGCAGAGGGAAUCUGAACACAUAUGAGCAGCACUCAACAAAUGCAUAGGCACAUUUAUAGUGUGUCAAAAUAAGUAAAAAAGUGCCACUGAUCUGAGAAAAGUAUGAAAUGUUACAGUAGGUUUUCUACUGUGGACUGACAUCCUCAAUCUCAACGUUGACUUUUAAGUCAACUACAUUUAAAAGUGACCCAGAAAUCAAUGUUUUACCCUCUGAAAAGAAUUAGCCCUUAACAAAUCCUUUGAAUAUUUUAACUGUUAUUGAAAGGAUCGAGUUCAUGGUGGGUUUGGGGGGCUGCUGGAUUGUAUAGUGUUAUACUGGGGGGUGUUUCUAGUAUUUUGUCUACCCCUUUAUAUCAAGGAGGAGAGACGGGGUUAGAUAACUCAGAGUAGAUCUCAACGCAUAAGAAGGAAGGACGUUAUUACAAACUGUCGGCUGCAGAUUGAAGGACGGCUGUUUGAUCAUUGGGGAAAAACAUGCACUUGUCUAAAGUUGGAAACUACUGAACCAUACGUCCUUCCUGAGAGAACGUGUAGAGGGAUCAGGGCGUUUCCUCUGGGCAGACGUUAGCUGAGUUUCUACUAACUCCCACACGAUCAGAGGCCUUACACUUCCCUCUUCUGCCUUACAUGUGUUGCGAGGCCUCGACUGAACGCUGCUCACUCCCAAAUUGACUCGAUGGAAAAGAAUAGACUGUUUGUCGAACAGACAUUUUUUCCUCAAAAUGCUUUGGCUUGUUUUUACUUUAAAGGAAAUAUUUCAGCAACCUGUCUCAAGCUAUGUUCCCCGGGUUAAUCCGACGCCACCAGUUACAUCCGUUAGCAUUCAUAGGCUGUACAUACAUAUGCAACAUACCUUGGUAAAGAUGUCAUUGUACAGGGUGUGUAUCUUGUAGAUUUUUGGAUAACUUCAUUGUAUCCAUUCCCUUGUGUUUUUAUGUACAGUGUAUACAGAACAUAAAAAGAUCAACUCAGUCA